Brassica rapa (field mustard) is the source of this 774-nucleotide messenger RNA. RefSeq lists its product as uncharacterized. Lineage: Eukaryota; Viridiplantae; Streptophyta; Magnoliopsida; Brassicales; Brassicaceae. The record is from RefSeq and is a predicted model, not a curated record.
AGUGAUGACAGAAAUAAAAAGGAAAGAGAGUCUGAACACAAUGAUUGAUUAAUCACACACUUAUAAGCCUUAUCACUUUUUAGUCUUUUAGCUCAAAAGAAGAAAUCAAGAGAGAGAGAGAUCCAUGGAGGGUCUUCAAAGAUCAACCAUCUCCUUCCGCCGUCAGGGAUCUUCCGGCAUAGUCUUUGACGACCGUGUCAUCGCCGAGCUAAACAAACAAGCCACCGAGCAGAAGGACGAAAGUCAACGCGACGAACAGCCUAAGCCUAUGUCGGAAGAGCAAGAGAAACCGAUCGCCGGCGACGAGAAAGACAAGCUCAGACCUAUCAAAACAAGCGUACCACCACCAACAGCUGCUGGAGGUCUCGAGAGGAGUCGAUCCAACGGCGGAGGAGCUCCACGUCAUCACAGAACAACCGGAAGAGUGUCUCCCGCGGUGGAUCCGCCGUCUCCGAGACUCUCGACAUGCGGUUGCUGCACUGCGUUUGGGAAGAAACCGCCGGGGAAGAAGAAUAAUCCGAGGAAGAAGCCACCGAAACGCAGAUCAAGGUAGGCUUAAAACUAUAGAGAUCACCAAAGUAUACUGUCUUUGAUCCUCUUUGUGUGUUCUGAUACAAUCUUGUUCAUUUUCGAAUCUCUCCGGUUAAAGCUUAUAGAUCGCAAUACUUUGAAUUUUAUGUUUGAUUGUAAAUUAGCUGUCUUUUUUUUUUCAGACAAAUUUUUCAUCUCUGUAUUUGUUUUUUUUUUCUUGAUCACCGCCGCAUUUCACGCCUU